CAGAGACGUUUAAAUAACAGUUGACCCGGUGUCAAUGGUGUACCAGAGACAUCUCUUGAAUUGACAGAUUCUUUCCAUUAUAUUCAUCAUCAUGGCUUCUGAGACAGCAAACCCUCGGGACAAACUCACCAUGGCAACCGUGGAGGAUAUCAAUGCUAAGCAGAAUAUAUCCUUUCCUGGCUCUCCAUCAACCUUCCUGCAAACCCUGUGGCUCUUCUCCUACAGCGACCUCCCCAUCCUUGUCUUCCCAGUAACCUGCUUUGGGAUUCUGGCUGCCCUCUCAGGCCCUCAAUUAACAACCAACCCAUCCCCAAACACAUACUCGAUCCUCCUCCGCACGCCACUAGUCAUUCUCUUUGCAUGGCUGAACGUCCUCGUCCUCGAAGUCGCCAACCAACGCCUCCCCGAAUCCAUCAUCGAAGAUAGACACAACAAACCAUGGCGGCCACUACCAAGUGGUCGACUUACGCCUACCCAGGCUAGACACUUUCUCAUUGCCAUCAUGCCGGUCGUGCUGGCGAUUACGUACACCAUGGGUGUGUGGAAGGAAACUGCCCUUCUCUACAGCCUUGAUUGGAUGUACAAUGACCUUAACGGGGCGGAUGAUAGCUUCAUCGUUCGUGAUAUGCUUAAUAGUGUUGCUUUUGCGGUCUACCAUAUGGGAGCACUGCGUGUGGCGUGUGGCUUGCAUCACGCCCCCAAUACCACUGCCUUUAUAUGGAUCGCCGUCAUUAGCGGUGCUGUCUUCUGCACGGUCAAUCUCCAAGAUAUGAAAGACCAGGAGGGAGAUGCCGCGAAGGGCCGAAAGACGGCUCCGCUGGUUAUCGGCGAUGGACCUGCACGGUGGAAUAUUGCCGGCUUUAUCACUAUCUGGUCUCUUGUUUGUGUGUUUAUCUGGGAUGUCAACUGGGUUGGAUGUGUAUUGCCUCUUGCUGUCGGUUCCUUGAUUGCUGUCCGGGUGUUGUGCCUGAGGGAUCGAAAGUCGGAUCAUAAUACGUUUCUGAUGUGGAGUGCUUGGCUGUUGUGUGUUUAUCUUCUGCCUGUUGUGAAGGAGUAUAUGGGGUGAGUCAUACACGG
Molecule: messenger RNA, 1077 nt
Organism: Aspergillus wentii DTO 134E9
Lineage: Eukaryota; Fungi; Ascomycota; Eurotiomycetes; Eurotiales; Aspergillaceae
Product: UbiA family prenyltransferase
Exons: 2
Coding region: 92-1066 (324 amino acids)
Cellular component (GO): membrane
Molecular function (GO): transferase activity, transferring alkyl or aryl (other than methyl) groups
Source: RefSeq, a predicted model, not a curated record